GGAACUUGUCGGUGAUCUUUGCGGGUGCGCGGUACGCGCGUCGUAUAGGAGCCCAGCCUCCCGUAGAAGUCGACCACCGUCAGCCCCUGCAGCAUGAGUCAAUGACCCAGAAGACCCCUACGGCAGCCCAACUGUCAAGCUUCCCAGACAAUGGCGAAAACGGAGCUUGACAGUGGUCGUCGUCGCUACCCUCAUGUUCCAUCUCGUUAGCUGAACCAGCACCGGUGGACUUCUAAAGUCGACCCAUUGUCCAAGAUCGAAUUCUCCUUUGCUACGAUGGUCGACACACAGUACGCGUCACGGCUGUCGAAGGCUUCCCAAGACCGCUUCGCCGUCAUCCGUACUGAACUGUGCUUAUCGUCCUCCACCUUCAGCCCGAGGUAUCUCAGCACGACGCCCGUCUUCUCGCCCUUCUUAAUCGAUCCCCUCUCGACGGCGCGGACGAAGUCAUCCUCGCUGCCGAAGGCAUGCGCCUUGCCUGUGAAACCUAGGCCUUCCGGGCGCGAGGCUACCGCGAAGGAUACUACGAUAGGUGGAUCAGUGGACGUCCGUCAUUUGGGGUGACAUAAAUUGACUGACCACAAGUCACCAGUCUCCUUGAUCGGAUCCUCGAGUGGCCGGAUCACGUCCUGGCUAGUCAGGUCCAGCUUACCGUGUUCGUGCACCCAGCGCUGCCAGGUUCUCCGCUUAUCGGGUGUAUGGCUAGAGCUGCCCCAGAGCCUGUUAAAGCUGCGUAGCGCGCUUCAGCUGUGGGUAAUCCCGGCAUGUGGCCUC
This is a messenger RNA of Fomitopsis serialis, 774 nucleotides long. RefSeq lists its product as uncharacterized. The transcript is spliced from 2 exons. Lineage: Eukaryota; Fungi; Basidiomycota; Agaricomycetes; Polyporales; Fomitopsidaceae. The record is from RefSeq and is a predicted model, not a curated record. Bases 277 to 564 code for a protein of 95 amino acids.